AACAGCAACAACGUCACCUUUGGUCACUGGGAGCUCAGCGGUAACUUAUUCUCAAUCAUCGCAAAUCACAUCCUCCAACAAAUCUGCAACAGUAUCACAUCCAACUACAGAAGAAUCAUCGAUCACUGUCUCCUCACCUGAAACACGUCAGACAAAUACACAGGAACCUUUUACAUCGGCAUAUCCAAAGACAACACAAGCUUCAACAGAAACUAUUUUGACAACAGAAACACAUUUAACAACACCAAUCUCAAAGGAAACGGAGCCUCCAUCAGUAACCUACCCACGCACAACAGAAGGCUCAUCCACAACAGAAUUUUCCUCACCAACACCGAAUGGUAGACAGGCAUCAGCAGCCACAUUGUCCACAGCUGAAACACGGUCAGAAACGCAGGAAUCAAUAAGAACGGAGCAUUCAACACAAACCAAUGCAAACACGACACAGAAUUCUUCAGAAAGUGUGACUGUUUCAGAACCACAUUUUACAACGCAAUUUUCAGUCACAACACAUUCCUCAUCGGAAUCAUAUUCCACAUCAGUGAAAGCUUCCUCAACAACAGAACCUUCAUCAGAAUCACAUCCUACAAUAGCAGCAUCCACGAUGGCCACAUCCUCUCUGGAAACAACUCCAAAAACCCAGCAAUCUUCAAGAACUGAACUAUCAUCACAAUCCAAUCCAAGCACAACCAAUGUUUCAUCAGUCACUGAGUCCUCUUCAGAAACACAUUUAACAACAUCAAGUUUAUCACAGGUAACUGAGUCCUCAACAGAAACAUACUCCAGUUCGACGCCGGUUUCAUCAAAAACUGAAUCACCCUCAGAGAGCCAUCAGACCACAGAAGUGCCUUCAAGCUCCUUGUCCUCAUCAAAAACACAUCCAACAACAUUACAGGAAUCAUCAUCAACAGAGCUUCCAACAACAGCAUAUCCAACAUUGACAUCUGCUUCAUCUGUUAGUGUGUCCCCAUCUGAAACCCACCUAACAACAACACCACUAUCAUCGCCAACUCAGUCCUCAGCAGAGACCUAUCCAACAACACAAACAUCCACAAACAAACCUUCAUCAGAAACACACCCGACAACAGUGGAAUCGUCAAGCACACAGCAUUCAACGCAAACACAUCAAAGUUCAACAGAAGUUUCAUCAGUCACUGUGUCGCCAGUUGAAUCCCACUCCACAAGCUCAUCAUUUUCAUUGGUUACUCAAUCCCCAUCAGAAACACGUUCAACAUCUGCACAAGCAUCAGUGACAACUGAAACUUCAUUGGAAUCCCAUCCAACUACAGAGGCAUCUCGAAUCACAAUGUCCCCUUCAGAAAGACAGCCAACAGCACAUGAAUCAUCAAGUACAGAGCAGUCAACACAAACUCAUGGAACAACAUCAGAAAUUCCCUCAGAAAGUGCGUCCUCAUCAAAAACCCUCGCAACAGCAACAACGUCACCUUUGGUCACUGGGAGCUCAGCGGUAACUUAUUCUCAAUCAUCGCAAAUCACAUCCUCCAACAAAUCUGCAACAGUAUCACAUCCAACUACAGAAGAAUCAUCGAUCACUGUCUCCUCACCUGAAACACGUCAGACAAAUACACAGGAACCCUUUACAUCGGCAUAUCCAAAGACAACACAAGCUUCAACAGAAACUAUUUUGACAACAGAAACACAUUUAACAACACCAAUCUCAAAGGAAACGGAGCCUCCAUCAGUAACCUACCCACGCACAACAGAAGGCUCAUCCACAACAGAAUUUUCCUCACCAACACCGAAUGGUAGACAGGCAUCAGCAGCCACAUUGUCCACAGCUGAAACACGGUCAGAAACGCAGGAAUCAAUAAGAACGGAGCAUUCAACACAAACCAAUGCAAACACGACACAGAAUUCUUCAGAAAGUGUGACUGUUUCAGAACCACAUUUUACAACGCAAUUUUCAGUCACAACACAUUCCUCAUCGGAAUCAUAUUCCACAUCAGUGAAAGCUUCCUCAACAACAGAACCUUCAUCAGAAUCACAUCCUACAAUAGCAGCAUCCACGAUGGCCACAUCCUCUCUGGAAACAACUCCAAAAACCCAGCAAUCUUCAAGAACUGAACUAUCAUCACAAUCCAAUCCAAGCACAACCAAUGUUUCAUCAGUCACUGAGUCCUCUUCAGAAACACAUUUAACAACAUCAAGUUUAUCACAGGUAACUGAGUCCUCAACAGAAACAUACUCCAGUUCGACGCCGGUUUCAUCAAAAACUGAAUCACCCUCAGAGAGCCAUCAGACCACAGAAGUGCCUUCAAGCUCCUUGUCCUCAUCAAAAACACAUCCAACAACAUUACAGGAAUCAUCAUCAACAGAGCUUCCAACAACAGCAUAUCCAACAUUGACAUCUGCUUCAUCUGUUAGUGUGUCCCCAUCUGAAACCCACCUAACAACAACACCACUAUCAUCGCCAACUCAGUCCUCAGCAGAGACCUAUCCAACAACACAAACAUCCACAAACAAACCUUCAUCAGAAACACACCCGACAACAGUGGAAUCGUCAAGCACACAGCAUUCAACGCAAACACAUCAAAGCUCAACGGAAGUUUCAUCAGUCACUGUGUCGCCAGUUGAAUCCCACUCCACACGCUCAGCAUUUUCAUUGGUUACUCAAUCCCCAUCAGAAACACGUUCAACAUCUGCACAAGCAUCAGUGACAACUGAAACUUCAUUGGAAUCCCAUCCAACUACAGAGGCAUCUCGAAUCACAAUGUCCCCUUCAGAAAGACAGCCAACAGCACAUGAAUCAUCAAGUACAGAGCAGUCAACACAAACUCAUGGAACAACAUCAGAAAUUCCCUCAGAAAGUGCGUCCUCAUCAAAAACCCUCGCAACAGCAACAACGUCACCUUUGGUCACUGGGAGCUCAGCGGUAACUUAUUCUCAAUCAUCGCAAAUCACAUCCUCCAACAAAUCUGCAACAGUAUCACAUCCAACUACAGAAGAAUCAUCGAUCACUGUCUCCUCACCUGAAACACGUCAGACAAAUACACAGGAACCUUUUACAUCGGCAUAUCCAAAGACAACACAAGCUUCAACAGAAACUAUUUUGACAACAGAAACACAUUUAACAACACCAAUCUCAAAGGAAACGGAGCCUCCAUCAGUAACCUACCCACGCACAACAGAAGGCUCAUCCACAACAGAAUUUUCCUCACCAACACCGAAUGGUAGACAGGCAUCAGCAGCCACAUUGUCCACAGCUGAAACACGGUCAGAAACGCAGGAAUCAAUAAGAACGGAGCAUUCAACACAAACCAAUGCAAACACGACACAGAAUUCUUCAGAAAGUGUGACUGUUUCAGAACCACAUUUUACAACGCAAUUUUCAGUCACAACACAUUCCUCAUCGGAAUCAUAUUCCACAUCAGUGAAAGCUUCCUCAACAACAGAACCUUCAUCAGAAUCACAUCCUACAAUAGCAGCAUCCACGAUGGCCACAUCCUCUCUGGAAACAACUCCAAAAACCCAGCAAUCUUCAAGAACUGAACUAUCAUCACAAUCCAAUCCAAGCACAACCAAUGUUUCAUCAGUCACUGAGUCCUCUUCAGAAACACAUUUAACAACAUCAAGUUUAUCACAGGUAACUGAGUCCUCAACAGAAACAUACUCCAGUUCGACGCCGGUUUCAUCAAAAACUGAAUCACCCUCAGAGAGCCAUCAGACCACAGAAGUGCCUUCAAGCUCCUUGUCCUCAUCAAAAACACAUCCAACAACAUUACAGGAAUCAUCAUCAACAGAGCUUCCAACAACAGCAUAUCCAACAUUGACAUCUGCUUCAUCUGUUAGUGUGUCCCCAUCUGAAACCCACCUAACAACAACACCACUAUCAUCGCCAACUCAGUCCUCAGCAGAGACCUAUCCAACAACACAAACAUCCACAAACAAACCUUCAUCAGAAACACACCCGACAACAGUGGAAUCGUCAAGCACACAGCAUUCAACGCAAACACAUCAAAGCUCAACAGAAGUUUCAUCAGUCACUGUGUCGCCAGUUGAAUCCCACUCCACAAGCUCAUCAUUUUCAUUGUUUACUCAAUCCCCAUCAGAAACACGUUCAACAUCUGCACAAGCAUCAGUGGCAACUGAAACUUCAUUGGAAUCCCAUCCAACUACAGAGGCAUCUCGAAUCACAAUGUCCCCUUCAGAAAGACAGCCAACAGCACAUGAAUCAUCAAGUACAGAGCAGUCAACACAAACUCAUGGAACAACAUCAGAAAUUCCCUCGGAAAGUGCGUCAUCAUCAAAAACCCUCGCAACAGCAACAACGUCACCUUUGGUCACUGGGAGCUCAGCGAGGCAUCUCGAAUCACAAUGUCCCCUUCAGAAAGACAGCCAACAGCACAUGAAUCAUCAAGUACAGAGCAGUCAACACAAACUCAUGGAACAACAUCAGAAAUUCCCUCAGAAAGUGCGUCCUCAUCAAAAACCCUCGCAACAGCAACAACGUCACCUUUGGUCACUGGGAGCUCAGCGUCACAACACAUUCCUCAUCGGAAUCAUAUUCCACAUCAGUGAAAGCUUCCUCAACAACAGAACCUUCAUCAGAAUCACAUCCUACAAUAGCAGCAUCCACGAUGGCCACAUCCUCUCUGGAAACAACUCCAAAAACCCAGCAAUCUUCAAGAACUGA
This is a messenger RNA of Leucoraja erinaceus (little skate), 4651 nucleotides long. RefSeq names its product mucin-2-like. The transcript has 3 exons. The coding region runs from base 602 to 4651 and encodes 1349 amino acids. NCBI's taxonomy places the organism in Eukaryota, Metazoa, Chordata, Chondrichthyes, Rajiformes, Rajidae. The record is from RefSeq and is a predicted model, not a curated record.